CGAGCCACAUUCGACGACCGCCAAUAAGGUUUCGAACCUCCAAUGAAAGCCCUCAAGUCAAACGAAGCACCUCAUUGUCCUUUCACCCCUUCACUCAAUCCGAUUCCACCCCUCACUCUCCUUCGUUCCAUUCUUAGAUUCUUCUCCAAUAGGUGUGUCAGUUAAGCAUCAAAACUCGAAAAAAUUAUUAAAGAAAAAAAAAAAAGAAAAACUCGGUUUUUCUCAAUUCCCAAAACUACCCUUCCCCCAUUCACGAAAUUUCAGACUCUUUCGUUAAAUACCCCAACUUACCCAGUGUUAUUUUUUUGAUAAUUUUUUCCCUUUCCUAUCCUUUAACUCUCUUUUGCUGCGUUCUCAGAUUGAGAAUAGUAAAGGACGAAAAGAAUUGCAACAGCUCUUUUUGUUGUUAGAAAGUGAAUUUUCUUUUUUUUUUCGAUUAUAGAUUCGAGAAAUUGAUUGGUCAGGGCUUUCAAAUUGAGGAAUUAGGGUUUUCGAGCGGAUUGAAUUGGCUAGGGUUUUGUUACAAUACCAUUGGUUUUUGAUUUGGGGGUGGGUAUUUUGCUUGGGUUUGAUGAGAAGAAAGGUUGGGUUGGUGGGUUUCUAGGGUUUGUGACAUUGGGGGUGGGUUCAAUGGGGAGCAAUGGAGAGGCUGACCGUAAACGGUGUCACUUUAGCUCCAUAUCAGCCACUGCUGUUGCCGCAAAAACGCAACCAUUCCUGCCAAUUUCUGAGGAGAAAAAACUUAAUACUACAGUUUUGCAGUUUAGGAAUCAAAAGCUUCAACAAAAGUUAGAGGCUCAGAAGGUUGAGUGUUCUGCUCUUGAGAACAAGUUCGUUCAACUGAAGGCGAAACAAAAGCCAUAUGAUUCUAUAUUGAAAGUGGUGAAUAAAACAUGGGAAGCACUGAUUACUGACUUGGAAUCACGUUCCGUCUGCACAAGAGAGUCUGGCAGACGAGAUGUUGGACAUGCACCAAAUAUCGAGGUGUACUUGCUGAGAAGGCAUUUGCAUUGCUAUAUAGGUGGGGCUCCAUCUCUUACUGAGGAUGCUUUUCUUAGCCGACUUAUGGAGACAGGUGCAACUGAAAGUUCCUCAUCCUAUAAUUGCCCUGAGCAGAUUAAAGAAGAUAGAGAACAUACUGCCUCUGACAGGACUGGAAACAUUUUACACAAUAUACUAGUUGCCAUUGAUGACCUAUGGUGCCUGAAGGAUGGAUUAUAUGCUGCAGUUCGGAAAGAGCUUCAGAAUGAUGGUUCAUGCAGGCAGCAGGUGUCUAGUGAACUAGAAUCAGACGUUAAGAAUUUGAGAUUCAGAAUAGGUGAUAUUCAUUUGAAACACAGAUCUUUGGUGAGAGAAUUGCAGAGCCAUAGAGAUAUUGAUGCAAAAAAUAAAGCUGAGCUUAAAUGUCUAAAAGGUGAAUUGGAGAGUGCAGUAGCAGAACUGCAGGAAAGUAAUUGCAAAUUGGCAACUCUUAAAGCUGAAAGAGAGGCAACGAAAGGGGGAUUUUUUCCUGUCUUAAACCUAGGCACCAAGCACAUUGCUGGUGAUAAAGUCAAAGAUAAACAUAGAGAUCUGCAAGAAAUGGAGUCUGCUCUCAAAGAGCUUUUGGAACAAGCAUCGUCUCGACUAACAGAACUAAAAGGUCUUCAUGAAGAAAGAAUAAAAAUAUUACAGCAGUUAUCAAAUUUGCAGAACACAUUGAAGAGUGUAAAGUGUAUUUCAUCUUCCCAAGCUUACCAUUUGGUGAGAGAUCAACUAGAAAAGUCAAAAUCAGAAGUUAUCCACUACCAAGAUUUAUUUGAGAAACUACAGGUUGAGAAAGUUAACUUGGCUUGGAGAGAAAAGGAGUUGAGUAUAAGAAAUGAUAUAGCUGAUGUUUUUCGGAGAUCAUUGACAGUUGCUGAUUCUAGAGCUUCUCAUCUUGGGACAGAGAUACAGCGACAAGUUGAUGAAAAAAAGAGAAUUGAAGCUAAGCUGGAAGAGGCAUCUAGAGAACCAGGAAGAAAGCAAAUAAUUGCUGAAUUUAAGAGCUUGCUUUCUUCAUUUCCGGAGGAAAUGAGUUCAAUGCAGAGUCAAUUAGGUAAGUACAAAGAGGUUGCCGUGGAUGUUCACUCUCUCCAGGCUGACGUGCAAUCUCUUUCCAGCAUUCUUGAUAGGAAGGCUAAAGAAUGUGAGAAUUUAUCUGUGAGAUCUGCUGACCAAGUUGCUGAGAUGCAUAAGUUGCAAGCCAUGGUCCAGGAUUUGAAGGACAGUGAUGUGGAGUUGAAGCUGAUACUGGAUAUGUAUAGACGUGAAUUUGCUGAUUCAAGAGAUGUUAUGGAAGCGAGAGAUUCAGAAUACAAGGCAUGGGCUCAUGUUCAAAGUUUGAAAUCCUGUCUUGAUGAGCAAAAUUUGGAAUUGCGUGUUAAGACAGCCAAUGAAGCUGAAGCGAUAUCUCAGCAAAGGUUGGCUGCUGCAGAAGCGGAAAUUGCUAACUUGAGACAGAAACUGGAGGCUUCUAAGAGGGAUAAGGCUAGUCUUUCUGAUGCUUUAAAAUCCAAAAACGAAGAAAAUGAGGCUUACUUAUCCGAAAUAGAGUCUAUUGGGCAGGCAUAUGAUGACAUGCAAACACAAGACCAGCAGCUAUUGCUGCAAAUUACAGAGAGAGAUGACUAUAACAUCAAGCUUGUCUUGGAAGGUGUGAGGGCAAAACAGCUGCAAGACGCUCUACUUUUGGAGAAACAUACCAUGGAGAAGGAGAUUCAGCAAGCGAGUGCAUCCCUUGAUUUUUAUGACAUGAAAGCUGCAAGAAUUGAGGAUCAGCUAAGGUUCUGCUCAGACAAGGUUCAGCAACUUGCACAAGAAAGAUUUCAAAAGUCAGUUUCAUUGGAAAAUACGCAAAAGCGAUUGUCAGAUGUGAGGAGAUCAUCUCAUCAUGCAAGGGAGUCACUGGAGGACUCACAAUCUAAGAUUGAGAAAAGUCGAAUGGCAUUAGUGGAGUUGCAGAUUGAGUUAGAGAGAGAAAGGUUUAACAAGAAAAGAAUUGAGGAGGAAUUGGAAGUGGUGAGAAGAAAGAUGGUACGUCUUCGAGCCGAGACAGAAGGAUCAUCAAUAAUAGAAAGGCUUCAACAAGAACUUAGAGAGUACAGGGAAAUACUGAAGUGCAGUAUCUGUCUUGACAGACCGAAAGAGGUUGUUAUUACAAAAUGCUACCACCUCUUCUGUAACCCUUGUGUACAAAAAAUCACCGAAAGUCGUUACCGCAAGUGUCCAGUCUGUGCUGCAAGCUUUGGUGCUAAUGAUGUUAAACCUGUUUAUAUCUGAUAUUGGAGCUCUCAUUUGCAACCACUUGUCCGUGAGAUUCAGCAUCUUGCGUGCAUCCCACGACACAAGACAUAUGGAUACUCACAGGUUCCCAAGCAUUUUUAUUU
Messenger RNA from Durio zibethinus, 3410 nucleotides. Its product is annotated as E3 ubiquitin-protein ligase BRE1-like 1. The record is from RefSeq and is a predicted model, not a curated record. Gene Ontology annotation, molecular function: ubiquitin protein ligase activity; metal ion binding. Gene Ontology annotation, cellular component: nucleus; HULC complex. Lineage: Eukaryota; Viridiplantae; Streptophyta; Magnoliopsida; Malvales; Malvaceae.